Messenger RNA from Solea solea (common sole), 4707 nucleotides. It is a transcript of the gene csf1ra, whose product is annotated as colony stimulating factor 1 receptor, a. Lineage: Eukaryota; Metazoa; Chordata; Actinopteri; Pleuronectiformes; Soleidae. Gene Ontology annotation, biological process: osteoclast differentiation; positive regulation of kinase activity; protein phosphorylation. Gene Ontology annotation, cellular component: signaling receptor complex; CSF1-CSF1R complex. The coding region runs from base 324 to 3266 and encodes 980 amino acids. The record is from RefSeq and is a predicted model, not a curated record. Gene Ontology annotation, molecular function: ATP binding; cytokine binding; macrophage colony-stimulating factor receptor activity. The transcript is spliced from 22 exons.
CACUCACACACACACACACACACACACACACACACACAGAGCGUUGUCUCCUCCCUCCACCACUUGCUUUCUGAAAGAUUUCAUGUUUGCUGUGUGACUCCUGGGGUGAAGACACAUUAUCAAGCAGAAGAAGAACCGAGUCAAGAGAGACAGAAAGAAAGAAAGGAAGAAAGGAUUCUUGUUUCCACUCUGGAUUGUGGAAACAUCAGUGAAGUGAUCUCACUUUUCUGUGAAGCUGGAGGAGUCUGCAGAUCAGAGGAAGAACCCUUUCUAGCAAACGUAAACAUCCGACCCUCAAACUGCAAGUCUGGAGCUGAUCCAGGAUGCUGUCCUACCUCACUCUGUUGCUGGGGAUAGUGGCCUCUGCUGCUUCAGAAUGGAGGCGCCCGGUGAUACGCUUCAAUUCUAAGGUGGUGAGGAGUUCUGAGGUCUUGGUCACACCUGGGAACCCACUGGAUUUAAGGUGUGAGGGUGACAGCCACGUCAACUGGCAAACCAGACUACCCAAACAACGGCACUAUGUGCUCAAGGGAAAAGGGAAUGUCCGCACCUUAAAGGUGGAGCAUCCCUCUGCAGAAUUUACCGGAACAUACAGGUGUUAUUACACUGCUGGGCCUCAGUAUCGUUAUCUGACCUCCUCAGUGCAUGUGUACGUACAAGAUCCAGAUCCAAGCCGCGCGUUCUGGACCAGCAGCACGUCCCUGCGUGUGGUGAAGAAAGAGGGUGAGGACUAUCUCCUGCCCUGCCUGAUCACCAACCCAGCAGCCACAGACCUGGGCCUCCGCAUGGACAACGGGACCAGUGUGCCGCCAGAGAUGAACAUUACAGUUGACCGACAUCGGGGCAUUCUCAUCCACAACCUGCAUCCCAGCUUUAACGCUGACUACGUCUGCACGGCCAGGGUCAACGGACUGGAGAAGACCUCCAAGGCCUUCUCCAUCAACGUCAUUCAGAGGCUUCGUUUUCCUCCGUAUGUUUUCUUGGAGACGGAUGAAUAUGUGCGCAUCGUUGGCGAGAAACUCGCGAUCCGCUGCGCCACACACAACCCCAACUUCAACUACAAUGUCACCUGGAAAUACACCACCAAGUCGAAACCAACCGUUGAGGAGAGGGCUCGCUCCAGUGGAGAAAACCGCCUGGACAUAAAGAGCACACUGACCAUCUCUGCUGUGGACCUUGCAGAUACAGGAAAUAUCACCUGUAUUGGCACCAAUGAGGCAGGAGAGAACAGUUCAACCACAUACUUGCUGGUUGUAGAUAAGCCCUAUAUCAGGCUGUUGCCCCAGUUGUCCCCCAAACUGGCCCACAAGGGUCUGUUGGUCGAGGUGAACGAGGGAGAAGAUCUGGAACUCAGCGUGGUCAUCGAAGCGUACCCUCACAUCACAGAGCACAGAUGGCACACGCCAACUUCUCCCAGCACGUCCACCCAGGAGCACAAGCUGAUCCGAUACAACAACAGAUACCAUGCAACUCUGCAGCAGAGGAGAAUGAAUGCACAGGAGCAGGGCCAGUACACCUUUUAUGCCAGGAGUGACCUGACCAACGCUUCCAUCACAUUCCAAGUCCAAAUGUAUCAGAGGCCUGUUGCUGUGGUGAGGUGGGAAAAUGUAACCACACUUACCUGCACGUCAUUCGGUUAUCCUGCUCCCAGAAUCAUCUGGUACCAAUGUCUCGGGAUACGGCCUACGUGCAAUGAGAACAACUCAGGGCUACAGAUGGCCAUCCCUCUCCAGGCCUCCACAGUGGAGGUACAGAGGGAGGAGAAUGGGGCCGUGGAGGUGGAGAGCGUCCUCACCGUGGGUCUGUCCAGUCAGAGGAUGACAGUGGAGUGUGUCGCCUUCAACCUCGUUGGUGUCAGCAGGGACACAUUCGCCGUGGAGGUGUCUGAUAAACUCUUCACUUCCACUCUGACUGGAGCAGCAGGGAUUCUGUCCAUCCUCCUUGUGCUUCUGGUUUUUCUGUUUUACAAAUAUAAGCAGAAACCCAGGUAUGAGAUCCGUUGGAAGAUCAUUGAGGCGAGAGACGGAAACAACUACACCUUCAUUGACCCCACUCAGCUGCCCUACAAUGAGAAGUGGGAGUUCCCAAGAGACAAACUGACACUAGGGAUGACUCUGGGAGCAGGAGCUUUUGGGAAGGUUGUCGAGGCCACAGCCUAUGGUCUGGGAAAGGAAGACAAUGUGACUCGUGUGGCUGUGAAGAUGCUGAAAGCCAGUGCCCACACAGAUGAGAAGGAGGCUCUGAUGUCUGAGCUGAAGAUCCUCAGCCACCUGGGACACCACAAGAACAUUGUCAAUCUACUGGGAGCCUGCACCUAUGGAGGACCAGUGCUUGUGAUCACGGAGUACUGCAGCCUCGGCGACCUCCUGAACUUCCUCCGCCAGAAGGCAGAGACGUUUGUGAACUUUGUUAUGAGCAUUCCUGACGCCAUGGAGAGCUCAAAUGACUACAAGAACAUCUGCAAUCAGAAACAGUUCAUCAGAAGUGACAGUGGGAUCUCCAGUGAAUCAUCGAGCAGUUACAUGGAGAUGAGGCCCAGUCAGCCCGUGAAUGCAGAAUCAACCCAAGAUGCUGCCUGUGUGGAGACUGGUGACUGGCCACUGGACAUCGACGACUUGCUGAGGUUUUCCUUUCAAGUGGCUCAGGGCCUUGACUUUUUAGCCGGCAAAAAUUGUAUUCACAGAGAUGUGGCUGCCAGAAAUGUCCUUUUGACCAACCACAGAGAGGCCAAGAUUUGUGACUUUGGGCUGGCACGUGACAUCAUGAAUGACUCCAACUACGUGGUGAAGGGCAACGCACGUCUGCCAGUGAAGUGGAUGGCUCCAGAGAGCAUUUUCGAGUGUGUGUACACCGUCCAGAGUGACGUCUGGUCCUAUGGCAUCCUCCUGUGGGAGAUCUUCUCUUUAGGUAAGAGUCCUUACCCUCGCAUGGCUGUGGACUCCAGGUUCUACAAGAUGGUGAAGCGUGGCUACACGAUGUCCCAACCAGACUUUGCCCCGCCUGAAAUCUACACGAUCAUGAAGAUGUGCUGGCAUCUGGAGCCCACGGAGCGUCCAACAUUCAACAAGAUCAGUCAGAUGAUAGAGAGACUACUCGGGGACCAACCUGAGCAGGAGCAGCUAACCUACCAGAAUGUUCAGCAGGAGGUCACAGAGGGUGAAGUGUGUGAUGAGUCCAAGUGCUGCAACGGCCCCUGUGACCAGUCUUGUGACCACGAGGAAGAGGAGCAGCCUCUGAUGAGGACCAACAACUACCAGUUUUGUUAAACGCCUUAACCAACAGCAACAACAAUCGAUGAAAAAAAAACAAAAAAAAAAACAGUCUCCCGUCGACAGGCAUCAGGAGAGCGGGAUAAGCUGUCAUUUGUGGCCAUAGUAUCACAGCUUGUUCCAACCGGUGGACAGUACCAGAGAGUCACUUCCACAGAUUUUUUUCCUCCCGCCUGUUCAUCACACAGACAAGCAGCUGGUACAAACAUGUGACUUGCUUUGCAGACCAUGACUAGAAAUUGCCACGUCUCAAAACCGACUGCAGACACGAAAGCAGGAAACAUGUCGACAAACCACAAAAACAUCCCAAGCUGUGCCGUACCCUCAACAUUCUGUGUGUCUACAUCCCCGUGAUGUAUAUUCAGUACCCAACAAAGUGCUUUCUCCUGUGUUCUUAAUUAUAUAGUGAACACUGUGUUUAUUAUUAUUACUGUUUUUUUUUUACUAUUAAAUGUCUCGUUUUGUGGAGAUUUCAGUCACUUUUGUCAGCAGGUUCACUUCAUCAUUUCAUCGCAUGUAUGGUUUCUCAGAGGAAGCGAUCCUCGAGUCGUAAACACUGGAUCCAAAACUGUGGAAACUAAUCUGCUCAUCUCAAUGUAGUAUCUUUUUUUAAUUAUUAUUAAUAUUAUUGUUAUUAUUAUCAUUCUUAUAUCACCUUAUUGAGCAUUUGAACAGCACAAGUGUGUGUUUUCCCUGGUUUGAGCGUGCCAAAUCCACCAUGGAGGAGGCAGAGAAUGGCCGCGUUGUUGUCCUCUUUAUGCUUUGAUCGUCGCUGCAUUUCUUGUGACACACAUACAGUAGCUGUCAGUUGGUAGCAACAUGUGAUUGUUCCACUUCAAUCUAAUUAAUUAACGAAUGUUCAAGGCUGACUUGGGAGCAGCAAAUACAAGUGAAAUGAGCAGGGAAAUCUGUGGAUCUAUGAUGGAUCGGAUAAACAAUGUUUAAUGUCUGACAAUGUGAACUUUUCAUUUUUCUUUUUUUUUUUUGGGGGGGGGGUUGUUGUUUGUGCAGCAGCGACGUCUCAUGUCCUGUAAAAAUGAGCGAUAGAAUAUAAGCUUCACUGAUGCCUUUAUGUAGCAGUCAGCAUACACUGCCAACUGUAUGAUAUUUUAGCAUAAUAUAUAUAUAUAUAUAUAUAAACUGUGUGUGUGAGAGAGAGAGAGAUACAGACUGCAAGUUUGCAUGACGUUGGGUAUUUCAAAUGUGCUUGUAUCUGAAUCCAGUGAGAUGCCCGACAAUGUAUAUUUAUCUCAUGAUGUAAAUCAAGAGUUGUCUUUAUUUUCCUUGAAAUGUAGAAUCCAUGUUAGCACGUCCGCAUUUCAUGUAUCAGUUGUGUGUGUGUUUGAUUUUGUGCAAAUAUGACAAUAAAUUCAAAAGCUGCCCUUUAAAUAAAUGAAAAACUGCUGAGGUUUUAAAUAAAGUUUUACCUAUAAAUUAA